Molecule: messenger RNA, 1230 nt
Organism: Aethina tumida (small hive beetle)
Lineage: Eukaryota; Metazoa; Arthropoda; Insecta; Coleoptera; Nitidulidae
Exons: 3
Coding region: 47-985 (312 amino acids)
Biological process (GO): tetrahydrofolate interconversion
Cellular component (GO): cytosol
Molecular function (GO): methylenetetrahydrofolate reductase [NAD(P)H] activity; FAD binding
Source: RefSeq, a predicted model, not a curated record
GGUCUAUAAUAUUGUCAUAAAGUGAACAGUAAACAACCGUGGUAAAAUGAGAGAACUUUUAAUAGAUCACAAAUCAUCUCCAUCAAUAAAAUCAAACAGUAGAAUGACAAAAUUGAAGGCGCAAAAGAGUAUAACAACAAUUUUGGACGGAAAAAGCGUUUCCGUGGAGUUAUGCCCCGAUCGAGAAAUAGACUUUGAGUUGUUGUCAAAGCUAAACGUUAAAUUUUGUUCAGUAACUUGGUUGGGAAACUCUAAAGAGAAUUUCAAUACGCCAAAUACUAUUCCAGCGAUUUCAUUAGCAAAUCACUUGGGAUGUUUGGGUUAUAAUGUACUUUUACAUAUUACUGGAAGAAAUUUAAAUAGAACUGAAGCUGAAAUAAUUUUGAAUUAUGUCAAAGACGUGGGAAUUGUGAAUAUUUUAGCCUUGCAAGGUGAUCCAUCACAAAUUCUGGAAAAGGACGAUUCAAAAUGCGAUUUUCCUUACGCCGCAGAUUUCGUUAAAUUUAUUAAAAACGAAUAUAAGAAUAUUUUUUGUGUUGGAGUUGCAGGUUAUCCUCAAAUUCACCCCAAUUCCAUAAAUAAGCAUCAAGAUUUGUUACAUCUUAAAAAUAAGGUUGAUGCUGGUGCUGAUUUCGUUCUCACACAAGCUUGCUUUUCGCAAGACCUAUUCAAAAACUUUGCAUUAUCGUGCAAAUCUUAUAACAUACAUACCCCAAUUAUUCCAGGAAUAUUCAUAAUUAAUUCGUAUAAAUCUCUUUUGGCUAUGGUUACUUUUUGUGGUGUUAAAGUACCGAAUGACAUUCUCAAAAAUAUGGAAACACACAAAAAUGAUGACAAUACAAACAACACAAUGUAUGGAAUUAAAUUAGCUCAAGACUUGAUUACAAGUUUAUUCAAUGAAUUUACCGACAUACAUAUUUUUACACUAAACAACUUACAAAGUGUUAAUAAUGUUAUUUGUAAUUUAAGUUUCACGGAUCAGUAGUAGAUUUCUAUUAUUUCAUAACGAUUAAUAUAUCUAAAAAUAUUACUAUAUGUCAGUCAGUCAGAUACUCCAUCCAUAUCCACUCUAGAAUGUUUGUCGGUUGCUUGUUUAAUGUACUGGAUCUGUUAGUUUAAUUAUUUUCGUAGACUUAGACUUCUUAUCGAGUUAAGGGGAAGGAAGAGAUGUCCUAAUAAGACAAUAAAAAUGGGUCUAAAUAAAAAAUAUAUUGUUUUAUAUACAAUUUA